Molecule: messenger RNA, 2982 nt
Organism: Zeugodacus cucurbitae (melon fly)
Lineage: Eukaryota; Metazoa; Arthropoda; Insecta; Diptera; Tephritidae
Exons: 6
Coding region: 1-2982 (993 amino acids)
Source: RefSeq, a predicted model, not a curated record
AUGGAGUGGAGUACUAAGCAAUCUCGUUUGCAAUAUCAUCUAUAUUUAUAUCGUGAGGAACUGCAACGUCGUCGGCGACGUGAAGGAGUCUUGAGAGCGGCAAAGACUGCUAUAACAAACCACCUAGUUAUGAAUAACAGCGAGGAGUUCUACCAACUUAAGAAAGAGGAAGCCGCUCAAAUAACUGAAGUAGAUAUCGAGCUAGAUGAUAGUAAGGCCCCCGAUUGCACUUUAACCGAAAAAGAACAUUGUGAAUACUCGUAUACGUAUGCCGCCGAGUGUUGCAAUGAUACGACUACAAAUUGGGACUUUAGCGAUAUGAUGAAAUUCGAUAACACCACAAGUUACGAUAACUGUAAUUUAACGAAGAAUAACGAAUACACGAUAACGAAUUUAAGCGACAAUCCAGAUAAUGCAAACAUGAACGCUGACGAUGGGAUCACAAAUUACACGAAUAUAAAUUGGAGCCUAGACGAUUUCUGGAAAGAAAUUGAGAUUGAAGAAAUGAAAGCUGCCAAUAACCUCAGUAAUACAAGGAAUGAUAAUGAGUGCAAAGAUUUGGAUUACAUCGAUGAACUUUGUAACGAUUUCAAUAUCGUUCUCGACGAUGUGUUCCGAAAUGACAGCGAGUUUGAGGCCAACACAAAUACCACAAAUUAUAUCGAGCUAGAUGAUAGUAAGGCCCCCGAUUGCACUUUAACCGAAAAAGAACAUUGUGAAUACUCGUAUACGUAUGCCGCCGAGUGUUGCAAUGAUACGACUACAAAUUGGGACUUUAGCGAUAUGAUGAAAUUCGAUAACACCACAAGUUACGACAGGUGUAAUUUAACGAAGAAUAACGAAUGCACGAUAACGAAUUUAAGCGACAAUCCAGAUAAUGCAAACAUGAACGCUGACGAUGGGAUCACAAAUUACACGAAUAUAAAUUGGAGCCUAGAAGAUUUCUGGAAAGAAAUUGAGAUUGAAGAAAUGAAAGCUGCCAAUAACCUCAGUAAUACAAGGAAUGAUAAUGAGUGCAAAGAUUUGGAUUACAUCGAUGAACUUUGUAACGAAUUCAAUAUCGUUCUCGACGAUGUGUUCCGAAAUGACAGCGAGUUUGAGGCCAACACAAAUACCACAAAUUGUGAUGAACUGCAACGUCGUCGGCGACGUGAAGGAGUCUUGAGAGCGGCAAAGACUGCUAUAACAAACCACCUAGUUAUGAAUAACAGCGAGGAGUUCUACCAACUUAAGAAAGAGGAAGCCGCUCAAAUAACUGAAGUAGAUAUCGAGCUAGAUGAUAGUAAGGCCCCCGAUUGCACUUUAACCGAAAAAGAACAUUGUGAAUACUCGUAUACGUAUGCCGCCGAGUGUUGCAAUGAUACGACUACAAAUUGGGACUUUAGCGAUAUGAUGAAAUUCGAUAACACCACAAGUUACGAUAACUGUAAUUUAACGAAGAAUAACGAAUACACGAUAACGAAUUUAAGCGACAAUCCAGAUAAUGCAAACAUGAACGCUGACGAUGGGAUCACAAAUUACACGAAUAUAAAUUGGAGCCUAGACGAUUUCUGGAAAGAAAUUGAGAUUGAAGAAAUGAAAGCUGCCAAUAACCUCAGUAAUACAAGGAAUGAUAAUGAGUGCAAAGAUUUGGAUUACAUCGAUGAACUUUGUAACGAUUUCAAUAUCGUUCUCGACGAUGUGUUCCGAAAUGACAGCGAGUUUGAGGCCAACACAAAUACCACAAAUUAUAUCGAGCUAGAUGAUAGUAAGGCCCCCGAUUGCACUUUAACCGAAAAAGAACAUUGUGAAUACUCGUAUACGUAUGCCGCCGAGUGUUGCAAUGAUACGACUACAAAUUGGGACUUUAGCGAUAUGAUGAAAUACGAUAAUAAAAUUACAAGUUACAAUAACUGUAAUUUAACGAAUACAAAUUGGGACUUUAGCGAUAUGAUGAAAUUCGAUAACACCACAAGUUACGACAGGUGUAAUUUAACGAAGAAUAACGAAUGCACGAUAACGAAUUUAAGCGACAAUCCAGAUAAUGCAAACAUGAACGCUGACGAUGGGAUCACAAAUUACACGAAUAUAAAUUGGAGCCUAGAAGAUUUCUGGAAAGAAAUUGAGAUUGAAGAAAUGAAAGCUGCCAAUAACCUCAGUAAUACAAGGAAUGAUAAUGAGUGCAAAGAUUUGGAUUACAUCGAUGAACUUUGUAACGAAUUCAAUAUCGUUCUCGACGAUGUGUUCCGAAAUGACAGCGAGUUUGAGGCCAACACAAAUACCACAAAUUGUGAUGAACUGCAACGUCGUCGGCGACGUGAAGGAGUCUUGAGAGCGACAAAGACUGCUAUAACGAACCACAUUGUUAUGAAUAACAGCGAGGUGUUCUACCAACUUAAGAAAGAGGAAGCCGCUCAAAUAACUGAAGUAGAUAUCGAGCUAGAUGAUAGUACUGUCCCCGACUACACUUUUCCCGAAAAAGAACAUUGUGAAUAUACGUAUGUUGCCGAGUGUUGCAGUAAUGAUACGAAUACAAAUUGGGACUUUAGCGAUAUGAUGAAAUACGAUAACACCACAAGUUACGAUAACUGUAAUUUAACGAAGAAUAACGAAUGCACGAUAACGAAUUUAAGCGACAAUCCAGAUAAUGCAAAAAUGAACGCUGACGAUGGGAUCACAAAUUACACGAAUAUAAAUUGGAGCCUAGAAGAUUUCUGGAAAGAAAUUGAGAUUGAAGAAAUGAAAGCUGCCAAUAACCUCAGUAAUACAAGGAAUGAUAAUGAGUGCAAAGAUUUGGAUUACAUCGAUGAACUUUGUAACGAAUUCAAUAUCGUUCUCGACGAUGUGUUCCGAAAUGACAGCGAGUUUGAGGCCAACACAAAUACCACAAAUUGUGAUCAUAAAAAAUCACCGGUCGCACCAGGUUCUAAGAAUGCAAACGAAAUACAGAAAUACGAAGUUUUGAGGCUAAUGGGUUAUAUUGUGAAUAGUAAAAUUUUUUAA